GGAAGAAGCUGAUGAAACUUCCGAUGGUAUGCCCGUUUGAGCAUUAUUUGAACCCGUCACCACACCAGCUGCAUUCGAAACUAAUGCACUAAUUUGCGAGGAAAUACUUUCCGAUCGUCGGAAAGUAUCUCGCAAUCUAUUUAGAGAGGAUAAUGAUGGGGAACCAGAUAAAAGGUUAUUAGAGGCAUUGCUGGCGGUUUCUUCACUAUCUGGACUACGCAACAAGAGAUUACGCGAACUACUCAUUUUAGCACAACACUUCUAUUCUUACACAGCACAACACCUUUAACACGUCACAAACUAAAAUAGUAAUUAAUGCAGAUAUUAAUGAAUGUUAGAAAUGGUUCAUUUAAUUAACAUUAAUAUCCAGACAGAUUGGAUGAAAACAAAAUUUGCGAGUCCAAAACAUUUACUUCUGUUUUGCUGUGCUUGACAUUUCUGUUAAUUUUUUUUAUAAUUUCCUUUUGCACUUUUUGAUAAAUAUUUGGGUUUUUGCUGUCAUUUUGACGUUUCUUGUUACGACACAAUAAGCAGCUGAUAUCUUACCGCGGACAUUAUUCGUAAAUUUAUUUAGUGAGAAAUGAGCCUCCUAAAAAAGAGCGCACAACAGUUGUUGGAAAACACAAAUUUGUGUUCUCAAGCAAUCGCCGCAACAGCUGCUGCAUUCCACACAAGUCCAGUAUGCAGUCGCGUGCAAGCUGGUCGAUACCGUGUUACGACAAAACGUAAUCGUGCACUCACAUAUGAAAUGGCCAACCCUCCCCACUAUAUUGCACAUCGCAAAGCUUGGAACUCAUGGAAUACGUCAUCUAUGUUGGAUGGACAACGGGCCUCACAGACAGCCAUUGAAGAUGUGUUUAUGCGCAAGUUCAUGACUGGUACCUGGCAUGCGCUUAUUUUAUCCGAAGUGAUUAUCAAAAGGCAACAUAACAUGAUAAGAAUAUCUGCCAUUGUUCGCCAAGCAAUUAGUCCGAGAAAGAUGUACUUCCUUAUUGGUUAUACUGAAGAGCUCCUCUCGUAUUGGUUGCAGUGUCCGGUGACAUUGGAGUUGCAAACCGUUGCAGAUAAAAAAGAUGUUAUAUUCAAAUAUAUUUAAGUGUUAUGUAGACGUUGAAAAGGGAUGGGAAUAACCAAAUAUAGCGCAGUGCUGACGAAAUUUGUUUAUCAGUGUACAGUGAU
This is a messenger RNA of Bactrocera oleae (olive fruit fly), 1179 nucleotides long. It is a transcript of the gene mRpS24, whose product is annotated as mitochondrial ribosomal protein S24. Gene Ontology annotation, biological process: translation. NCBI's taxonomy places the organism in Eukaryota, Metazoa, Arthropoda, Insecta, Diptera, Tephritidae. The record is from RefSeq and is a predicted model, not a curated record. Gene Ontology annotation, cellular component: mitochondrion.